AUGUUCUUGAUGAUUGCGUUCCCUGGAAUGGAUGAAGGACUUGGGCAUGGGAUGUCACAUUCUGGAUUGGGGAUCGACGUCAUGGUUGUUUGUUUGAAUGUUCGCAGUGUCUUCCUCAUCAUUUUGUUACUGAAUGUUCGCGAGUCGAAUGACAAUGGCGUCCCGGCACCGGCCGGCCCCCUGCAUGCGCCCGCGACCAAUUCUCCUGUGGCUGCCGCCCCGCCUAUGUUUCAAGAAUGCAGAGACGCGCUCAUGAUCCCAAUGAAGGAGACUGAAAGAUGCUGUCCCAGCAUUUGGAUGGGGACGAGAUACACUGAGAGCGCGAGGUCUGGCACGGAAGGCGACUCCCAUGAAGCUAUCGUCAAGCACUCUUUUUACGAAUCGCGGGCAGAUUCUCUCAGCGGCCGCAAAGGCGCUGCCGUCAGACUCGGCUGCAACGAGAACGCUGGUCACUCUGCCGACGAACGGAAUAGAGGUUGUCCCAGCAAACCAAGCACGGGAACAAAUACUGGAGCGAAAGUCGGACGAAGAAAGAAUAUGUUGACCAACAUGAUCGCCCUCGCCAUCGAAGACAAUAUUCGCCGCAUCAUGACUAAGGGCUCCCAUGGGAAGAAUAUGAUUUGA
Rasamsonia emersonii CBS 393.64 is the source of this 624-nucleotide messenger RNA. RefSeq lists its product as uncharacterized. The coding region runs from base 1 to 624 and encodes 207 amino acids. Lineage: Eukaryota; Fungi; Ascomycota; Eurotiomycetes; Eurotiales; Trichocomaceae. The transcript is spliced from 6 exons. The record is from RefSeq and is a predicted model, not a curated record.